Molecule: messenger RNA, 624 nt
Organism: Rhodotorula toruloides NP11
Lineage: Eukaryota; Fungi; Basidiomycota; Microbotryomycetes; Sporidiobolales; Sporidiobolaceae
Exons: 2
Coding region: 1-624 (207 amino acids)
Source: RefSeq, a predicted model, not a curated record
AUGGAAGAUCGCCGCCAGCUGAAGCGACCUCGUCAAGAAGACCUCCUCACCUUCGAAGAAGUCGCUCGGGAGAUCUUCGGUUCAGAAGUGGGCGUGCACUACUACCUCGGACGACCCCUGCCGUUCCCAUCGGCACCCAGACGACGAGCAACUUCUCCUCUUCCCACCGCUUCGCCUCGUCCCUCCACCCCAUUUGGCUUCAUGGCGCAGCGCCCUUCGUCAUCUUUGUCCUUCAACGUCAACUCGAAGCGACAGAAGCGCUGGUCGACGAUCUCGAGCCUGUCCAGCUUCUCGUCCUUCUCCCUGCCGCGGCCAACCUCGCCUUCCCUGUCGUCCACUCUCUUCAGCCGCCCCUCGUCACCUGCCCUCUCUCGACCACGCCUCUCCAAAUGCUACUCCGUCGACUCCCUCUCGCCCGUUUCCCUCCCGCUUGCACCGCCAGCACGCCUCGAGGAACGCGAGGUGUACGGUGAGCUGGUCGACGUCGACGAGAUGUACCGGCGGAAGCAGGAAGCGCGGCGACGGAAGCGCGAGUUGAUGCGCGCAUGCGGGAACUACGUGAUUGGCGAGGAGGAGCAGCGGCCGGAGAUGGUCCAGGUGCACACUUUCGGUACGGCGUACUGA